UGAACAUAAGAAGUGAGUCAUAACAAGCUUGUGACAUAUACCUAAACCCCUAAAGUGGGAGUCAUCACGUUGGUGCAACCAAUACUAACCGAUUUGAUUCCCUUUCCCACCAAAUCACGUGCACCAUCUGUUUGUACAAAUGCCCCAAACAGCCUCCUUCUUCCACUCCCCAAAACCCAACCACACUUCUUCCCCUACAUGGCCGACGGAUGCAGAAAAUGGGAGGAAAUGGAGGCCGACUGCCUCGUCGCCGUCUUCUCGAAGCUUGCACUCGACGAUCUCGCCGUUUCCGUCCUCUUCGUCUGCCGCUCGUGGUCCGCCGCCGCUCGCGACCCCCUCUGCUGGAGAGUCCUCAACUUUCGCUCCCUCAAUUUCAUGCCAUGGAGCAAAUUUGCGAGGAGGUUUACAGAUCAGAAUUCCGUUACUCGAUUCUCGUUCGCCGGAUUUAUGAAGCUCGCCGUUCGCCGGAGCGGCGGCCUGGCUGCCGAGCUCCGGCUUCCUGAACUGGGAUCGAUGGAGGAUCUGAUUCUAGCAUCCAACGAAUGCCCAAGAUUGAGAACAUUGGCUCUGCCGAAACUGACUUCAGAGAACGAAGCUCAGAUCCCCAAUCUGAUUCCCAAAUGGGAAAACCUCAAUCACCUUCAGUUCGAAUCAAAGCCCUCAAAUUUCUCUCAAUUAGCGUCCGCAAUCAGCCGAAACUGCAAACAUUUCAAAGAAUUAACGAUCCCCUGUUCUUCGAUCAAGAAGGAGGACGCAGCAGCGAUCGUCACGUAUCUUCCGAUGCUGACAUCUUUAAAUCUGAGCCGAUCGUUUCUAUCGAAGGUGGAGCUGAUGGCGGUUCUGGAAGGUUGUCGGGAGCUGGAGAGGCUGAAUGCGAGCGAUUGCGUUGGGUUUGAAGCGGAGGACAAAGAGGUUAUCAGAAAGGGUUGCAGGAUUAGGGUUUUGGAGGUGGAGGGAUCGAAGGUGGAGGAAGAUGGAGGGUAUGAGACUGAUGAGUGUGAUGAUCGGUACGUUGAUGUGAUUUGAGUGGUUCACGCAUUUCGUCGAACAGGAAAGGUGCAUUGAUUUUGUCGGCGAAGCUGGAAAGAAGCUUGGGUGACGGUGGCUUUUGUGGGAUUGAAUAUUGGGACCAAUUUUUUUUUUAAAAGCAUGAAAUUAUAU
Messenger RNA from Phalaenopsis equestris, 1161 nucleotides. Its product is annotated as F-box/LRR-repeat protein At3g48880-like. The transcript is spliced from 2 exons. Gene Ontology annotation, molecular function: protein binding. Lineage: Eukaryota; Viridiplantae; Streptophyta; Magnoliopsida; Asparagales; Orchidaceae. The coding region runs from base 199 to 1026 and encodes 275 amino acids. The record is from RefSeq and is a predicted model, not a curated record.